Molecule: messenger RNA, 924 nt
Organism: Condylostylus longicornis
Lineage: Eukaryota; Metazoa; Arthropoda; Insecta; Diptera; Dolichopodidae
Product: DBF4-type zinc finger-containing protein 2 homolog
Exons: 2
Coding region: 1-924 (307 amino acids)
Source: RefSeq, a predicted model, not a curated record
AUGUGUGAUCCCUGUGGAAUGCCGUGUUGUGAUCCAUGUGAUCCCUGUUGUGCUGGCCCCUACAAUGAGCGUUCGCCUCAAUGUUAUUCUGGUGCUGAAUUAGAUGCUUUACCACAAUGUGCUCCAAGAUGUCCACCACCAAGGCCCAAAUGUAUAACAAUACAACAGCCACCACGUUUAGUGUGUAAAAAACGCAUUGUAUUUAUUAAUAAAACUAUACCAGAACCAAUGGUUGUUAAUCGUUGCAAACAAAUAACAAUACCAAAAGUUGUUGAAACAACUAAAGUUAUUAAGGUACCGAAAUUAACAUGGGUGUCACAAUUGAUUAAGGAACCUCGUAUUGUAUAUUAUCCUUCGAUGAUACCAGAUCCAUAUGUUGUUUGUUGUCCACGAAAAAUUUGUGAACCAAGAGAAAUAUGUCAAAUGAUAUUGUGUCAACCGAAGCCUCAAGUAAUAGAUGUACCACCACCACCAGAAUAUUGUUGCUAUCCAACGGGUCCAACAAGAUAUAAACCAAGCAUACCGUGUACACCAUGUCCAAUAAGUAAAUGUGAUCCAUGUGGACCAAUGCAAUGUUACCCAGCUGGACCAUUUGGUCCUUAUUCACCUUGUAGUCCAUGCAGUCCAGUAUCUGGAACAAAUGCAGUUUGCGGACCGUAUUCAUCUAGCAGAGCACUUACACCUUGUGGUCCGACAACCGAUUUACCCUGUGGCCCUUAUAUACCAUGUGGUCCAUUUAGUCCUACUCGUUCCUGUGGACCAUAUAAUUUGACUAGAAGUAAUCCAUAUGGACCAACUUUAGGUGGACCAUGUGGUCCAUAUCCUACACCCUGUGGGCCAUUUCCCACUUCUUUACCAAGUUGUAAUCCUUUACCACCUUUUAUUUCUUGUCCACCUUUAUCGGGUUGUCCACCUUGUUGCUAG